AUGCUGCGCCUCUAUGGACCUGGAAAGCGGAAGGCGUCGAACGAGGGGGUACAGCAGCAAGCUGCAGCAGAUUCUGAAGGUUCUCCUCCUGCAGUGGCAGGGGGGCCCCCCCCCGCCACAGCAGGAGGUUCUGCGGCUGCUGCUCCCGCAGCAGCUCUUGCUGCGCCUCGCAUCCUGCCCAGCGAUAUUCGCUUGCAGAAAGACUUGGAAGAUCUUGAUCUUCCGCCUAACUGCACGCUGCGCAGCCUUCUCCCUCCGGGGGGAGGCUCAGACGCAGGUUGCCUUUCUAUGGACAUAGAAAGCGAAAGGGGAGCACUUCCGACGUUCCUUCUGACGCUCACUCCAGAUGAAGGAUACUGGAGAAAUGGUCGCAUUCGCUUCACUAUCAAGCUGCCCGACAACUACCCUCACGACCCCCCCAAAGUCAAAUGCAGAGACAAGGCAAGCAUACCACUGGCAAGGCUGUCAGAAAACGGCGAGGGGACGGGUGGGGGGGGGGGAAGGCGGUAA
Molecule: messenger RNA, 510 nt
Organism: Cyclospora cayetanensis
Lineage: Eukaryota; Apicomplexa; Conoidasida; Eucoccidiorida; Eimeriidae
Product: NEDD8-conjugating enzyme Ubc12
Exons: 1
Coding region: 1-510 (169 amino acids)
Source: RefSeq, a predicted model, not a curated record